ACAUUUCAACCGACAACUGAGCAAAAUGUAAACAUUAAAACUUUAUCACUGUUUUCUUUCUAUAGUUAAUUAAUAAGGCUUUAUUGGAUUUUGUCGUGUGUUUUUCUAAAAGUCUAUCAACUAUUCCAUUUAUUUUAUUCAAAUCUAAAUAGUGAAUUUGAGUGAUCGUGUUUAUUCUAAUAUGAACAGUUUUAAAGUUCUGUUUACCUUGGCAUUUUUCGUUUGUUUACUCGAAAGAGUAAAGCUUUUAGAUAAUGGAUUGGCAAGAACACCCCCAAUGGGGUGGAUGUCGUGGGGCUACUAUAUGUGUGGCGACAAUUGUUUGGACCAACCACACAAAUGUCUUGAUGAAGAAUUGAUUCUAUCUGUAGUGGAUACAUUCUACAAUGAUGGUUAUCAAGAAGCGGGAUAUGAGUAUAUUGUAAUAGACGACUGCUGGUCCGAACGCGAACGAGAUAGUGAUGGUAGACUGGUGCCAGAUAGAAACAGGUUUCCGCACGGAAUGAAAUUUAUUUCUGAUUAUAUUCACUCUAAAGGUCUUAAAUUCGGAAUGUACACGAAUGUAGCAAAUAUAACAUGCAUGCAUUAUCCCGGUUCGAGAGGAUAUUUCGGUAUCGAUGCUAUGACGUUUGCGGAAUGGGGGGUUGAUUACAUCAAAGUUGAUGGGUGCUUUGUAGAGGAAAGCUUUUUAAAUACUGCAUAUAUAAAAUUUGGACAUUACCUUAACAAGACUGAACGACCUAUUGUAUACUCAUGCAGUUGGCCUUAUUAUAUAGAAUUCAAACAUAAUAAAACUCCUGAUUAUUCAAAGGUGUCAGCUCACUGCAAUCUGUGGCGAAACUAUCACGACGUGUACACAUCUUGGCCGUCAGUUAGAGAUAUUGUAAACCAUUACAAGAUGGCGUAUUCUACAUUAUAUCAACACCACGGACCUGGAGGAUGGAAUGACCCUGAUAUGUUAAUAAUCGGUACGGAAUCACUAACAGAGAGUCAAAGUAGAAUACAGUUAUCAGUAUUCGCAAUGCUGUCUGCCCCAUUACUGCUCAGCUGCGAUAUGACCAAGAUAACUGAAUACGAGAGGUCUUUGCUGCAGAAUUUGGACCUUAUAGCUAUCGCACAAGACCCUUUGGGUAUUAUGGCACAGCCUUACGAGCUUACAUAUUUUAUAACGCUCUGGGUAAAGAAACACCUGCCUAUGAAAGGUGACAAAUAUCAUUCCUUCUCUUUCGCACUUGUCAAUUUAUACAGGAGGAAUUUCACCGUCUCUUUCACUCCUGGUAGUUACGGUUUACAAUCUAAAGAUGGUUAUACUGUUAUGGACGUAUUUACAGGAAAUUAUCUAAGGAACAUAACUUUAGAGGACAGUAUUAUAGUAACUGUGCCUUUUGAAGAUGUUAUUUUGUAUACUCUGUACGCAUUAUAAAAAUCAAC
Molecule: messenger RNA, 1431 nt
Organism: Papilio polytes (common Mormon)
Lineage: Eukaryota; Metazoa; Arthropoda; Insecta; Lepidoptera; Papilionidae
Product: alpha-N-acetylgalactosaminidase-like
Exons: 9
Coding region: 182-1423 (413 amino acids)
Biological process (GO): glycoside catabolic process; oligosaccharide metabolic process; glycosylceramide catabolic process
Cellular component (GO): cytoplasm
Molecular function (GO): alpha-galactosidase activity
Source: RefSeq, a predicted model, not a curated record